Molecule: messenger RNA, 612 nt
Organism: Teleopsis dalmanni
Lineage: Eukaryota; Metazoa; Arthropoda; Insecta; Diptera; Diopsidae
Exons: 2
Coding region: 29-469 (146 amino acids)
Molecular function (GO): odorant binding
Source: RefSeq, a predicted model, not a curated record
GUUGAAAGUGCAAUUCAAAUAAAGUGCCAUGCAAAGUUUAGAUAUUUUUUUUAUAAAAAUUCAUAUACUUGUAGUAAUCCUACAAUACUGCCUAGCAAUUCCAUAUGUGUAUUUGACAUCAUCUGUAAUGGAUUGUGCUAGUAAAUAUAACAUGACAGAGGACGAUGUGCUGGAGCUCUCAUUUGAAUCAAUCGAUGAGGCGAUGGAUCGUAAUGCGAAAUGUUUUUGGCUUUGUGUGAUGGAAGAUCUUCGAAUAAUACGUGAUGGACAAUUUUUGUUUGAUGAACUGAAUGACUCAAGUGAUAAGCACAAUGUUUUUAUACAGAAAUUGUUGCCGAAAUGUAAAAAUGCUACAGUAGGAAUUAGUGAUCCUUGUGAAGCAGCUUAUAGAGUAGGUACUUGUUUUCGUACGGGACGGUUACCAAAAUCAGUGAUUUUGGAUAAAAGAAUACCGGAAGAAGAACUAUAAAUUAAUAUAUAGAAAAAUUGAAGAUAUAAAAUGAAAAAAGAAGGUUAAACUAAACAAUAACCGCUUAAACUAAGAAGAAACUACAUAUGGGAUGUAACACCAAAUAUUUUAUUUCAAAUAUCUGUUUUAUUUUUUAAAUAAAA